AGAGCAGAAAGCAGAUGUGUCAGUCAGGUAAUGACUGAAAACAAGAACCUUGAUGCCCGAUCUUUCCCUGCUGCACCCACACCUGAUUGGCUGAAUAAGCAGCUGUUUGACAAGUGCAAACAUGUAUUCUGAAGUUCAGCUGACACCAACAUGAUGCUGAGCGAAAGAGACAAAUCAAGGGGAUAUCUUCCCUCUCUGUGUCACUGCCCCUCCACUGCAGUUCAGCAAGUCUGUGGAGAGGAAACCACAACAGUGACAGCCAUAGUCACAGAGGAAGGAGGAGGCUUUUACUUGAUGUGAACAUGAACUGAUCAAAGUGUAUCUCACUUCACCAAGUAACAGGAUGGUGGAAACAUCUCUGCUGUUGCUGCUCUUUGUGACCUCACCGCUCUGCUGCACAACAAACCAAGCAUCUCUGACUGUGAGUCCCAGCAGCUCUCAGCUGUUUGAAGGAGAAUUUGUCUCUCUGAGCUGUGAGGAGGACGACAGCUCUGCUGGAUGGACGCUGAGGAGGAACACAACUGAAGGACGGAUGUCUCAGUGUGGAGAUCGCUGGGGAAGAUCAGCUGGUUCUUCUUGUAAGAUCAGUCUGACACGCUCAUGGGACAGUGGAGUUUACUGGUGUGAGUCCACAGAGGGAGCAACCAGUAACACCAUCAACAUCACUGUCACUGGUGGAUCAGUGAUCCUGCAGAGUCCUGUCCUCCCUGUGAUGGAGGGACAUAAUGUCACUCUGCACUGUAAACCAAAGACCCCUCCCUCCAACCUCACAGCUGCUUUCUAUAAAGAUGGCACCUCCAUCAGCACUGAGCCUUCAGGUCACAUGACCAUCCACCAUGUUUCCAAGUCUGAUGAAGGCCUCUACAAGUGUCACAUCAGCCGUCAUGGAGAGUCUCCACCCAGCUGGCUGUCUGUCACAGGUACACCUACAACCACAGCCCUGCCCUCUGCCUCUGCAGCCCCGCCCACUGCCUCAGCCCCACUCCAGCUUGUGUUCAGAUGGGUCUGCCACUUAGUGGUGUUCUGUCCCUACUGCAUCUCCACUGUCCUCAUGGUGUCUUUAUAUCGACACAGGCCCACAGCAGGAAAUGACCUGCCCGUCUCCAUGGUGAUGACCCCGCCCACCCAGGCUGAGGCCGGAUUGGAUGACUAUGAUGAUGUCGUCACAGCUGUCACCACAGAGCAUCACUUCUGAGCUGAUCCAAUAUGUUCAACGUGUUCUCGUUCUUAAUUGAAGCUAAAAUGUUUGAGUCUUCAUAGACAAACACCAGAGGACCCAGAACACUUCCCUGUGGAGCUCCACAUGUUCUGGUUUGACUUGUAGAUGAUGUUGAACUCAGGAUCUCAGACUUCAGCAGCAGCAACAGUCUCACUUUAAAGCCUGAUCACUCAGAUAGAGACUGACUCAACUGAACUUGAUUCAUGAUACAAAUGCAUUGUACAAAGCUGUCAGCAUGUUUUUGGUCCAAGUGAAAGCUGAUAGCUUUUCAGGUUCUGGUGUGGGUUGUGUUGGUGUUCAUGUUUGUUUGGUUCAGAUGAUUUAGAAGAACCUCGGCAGCUUUUAAAUCUCACCUGAUCAAAUAUAACUACAUGAUGAGCAUCUUUACUCUCAGUAUUUGUUCCCACGUGAUCAUGUGGUUUUGUCUGUGGGUUCAUCACUUCACUUCUCCUCUCAUAUCGAACAGUUUCCUUGUAACUGCUGUGGAGAAAACACACAGACAUGUAGCGUUAUACAAAGAGGAAGGAGGAGGCUUUUACUGACUGUCAAACUGCUGUUGAUCUCAUUUCAGCAGCAGAAUGGAAGAAACAUCAGUCCAGAUGCUGCUGGGUGAGUCCAGUCUGCUGAAUGUGUGUUGAUGUCUAAAUGUUGAGAGAUGAUCUCUGCUGCUUCUCACAGCUCAAAGAGUCAUUUCUCUUUAGUUCUGACAUACCUGCUGUACUGCACAACAAACCAAGGUUAGAAAACUUCUUCUAUCAGUCUGAAAUUCACUGAUUCUGCCUGACAAACCCUGAUAAAACUGUUAGGGUUGAGGACACAGCUGGAAGUCGGACAGAGUUAGAAGGUCGACUCUGUGUCCUAAAACUAGAAUUUAUCUAAACACAUUUGAAGGAAAUGUAGUAGCUGCCAGCCCUGCGACGAGUUGGCCACUGUCCAGGGUGUACCCUGCCUAAGGCCCAAAGUCACUGGGAUAGGCUCCAGUCACCCGCGACCCCUAACGGGACCAAGCGGUAGAAAAUGGAUGGAUGGAUGGAUGGAUGUAGUAGCUGCCUGGAUUUUGUUCCAUGGCAGCGUUUUGUGUUACGUUGUUUUACCACAGAAAUCAUAGGUGGUGGUUGGGGUCGAUGGUGGACUUGCAAAGCUCAGAACAUGACCCAAAACAGAAGAUGGAGACGCCCACACAGUCUGUGCACCAAUGACUGACCACUCUGUGCUUGUCGUUGCACUUGCAUGAUUAAAGUGGGGCCCUUCAUCUUGUUGUAUCUUGGUCUCCCUUGAAAGAAACAUUUCCAAACUAAAAGUGGGGUUUACCUGGUUAAAUAAAGUUUACAUUAAAGAAAAAAUACAUCAAGACACAUGUCCCACCCCCUAAAAAAUGUUUGACCAGAGACCAAAGAAAGUCACGAAAAGGUAUGAAAUAUUUGGAUUUGUCUUAGUUAUUUAUUCAAACACUUUAACUAAGUUUUCUUAAAAAUGUUUUGUUGCAUGUAUCCAGCAUUGGUCUAAAUGCUCACUCAAAUCAUCUCCAGACUGCCAGGAAUAAAAUGAUGGCCUGUAAAUACUGAA
Siniperca chuatsi (mandarin fish) is the source of this 2785-nucleotide messenger RNA. RefSeq names its product Fc receptor-like protein 5. Gene Ontology annotation, biological process: cell surface receptor signaling pathway. The record is from RefSeq and is a predicted model, not a curated record. Bases 344 to 1195 code for a protein of 283 amino acids. Gene Ontology annotation, molecular function: transmembrane signaling receptor activity. The transcript has 7 exons. NCBI's taxonomy places the organism in Eukaryota, Metazoa, Chordata, Actinopteri, Centrarchiformes, Sinipercidae.